Phaeoacremonium minimum UCRPA7 is the source of this 723-nucleotide messenger RNA. RefSeq names its product putative riboflavin synthase alpha chain protein. The coding region runs from base 1 to 723 and encodes 240 amino acids. Gene Ontology annotation, molecular function: riboflavin synthase activity. Gene Ontology annotation, biological process: riboflavin biosynthetic process. The record is from RefSeq and is a predicted model, not a curated record. Lineage: Eukaryota; Fungi; Ascomycota; Sordariomycetes; Togniniales; Togniniaceae. The transcript has 2 exons.
AUGUUUACGGGAAUCGUGGAAGAGAUCGGAGUCGUCGCGGAGCUCAACCCGCACGAUGAGACGGGCGGCACAUCCCUGACCAUCCAGCUGCCGGGAACUUCCCAGCUGCUGUCGGACGUCCAGCUGGGCGACAGCAUCGCCGUCAACGGCGUCUGCCUGACGGUGACGACGUACAAGCUCGAGCCGACACCGAGCUUCACCGUCGGCGUGGCGCCCGAGACGCUGCGCAUCACCAACCUGGGCGGCCUGAAGAAGAACUCGCACGUCAACCUGGAGCGGGCCGUGCGCGCCGACACACGCAUGGGCGGCCACUUUGUGCAGGGCCACGUGGACACGACGGCCGAGAUCGCCGCCAUGACGCCGGACGGCAAUGCCAUCACUAUCCGCUUCAAGCCCUCGAGCAAGGAUGUGCUGCGCUACGUCGUGUACAAGGGCUUCAUCGCGCUCGACGGCACCAGCCUGACUGUCACCAAGGUUGAUGAUGGUGAGGGCUGGUGGGAGGUGAUGCUGAUCUCCUACACUCAGGAGCGGGUGGUCAUUGCCCAGAAGAAGGUUGGUGACACCGUCAAUGUCGAGGUUGAUAUGAUGGCCAAGUAUGCAGAGAAGUCCAUGAUUGGAUACCUUGGCUCACAGGGUUUGAGCACUGAGGGCGGUUCGAUUCCGUUUUUGGAGAAGAUUGUGCAAAAUAUCGUGGCUCAGAGUUUAGGCGGUCAUAACUCAUAA